Messenger RNA from Corticium candelabrum, 774 nucleotides. RefSeq lists its product as uncharacterized. Gene Ontology annotation, molecular function: GTPase activity; GTP binding. The record is from RefSeq and is a predicted model, not a curated record. Bases 213 to 695 code for a protein of 160 amino acids. The transcript is spliced from 4 exons. Lineage: Eukaryota; Metazoa; Porifera; Homoscleromorpha; Homosclerophorida; Plakinidae. Gene Ontology annotation, cellular component: cytoplasm.
GUCGGAUCAGAAAGAAGACCGUAAUAAUGGCCAGGACGACGACGACAGAUAAGACGCGUUGGUUUAAAAAAGCAUGCCACUAGUAUUAGCAGCUUGACAGCAGAUUUGCUGAAAAGACGAGUACAGUAAGGGUACAAUUUGCAAGAACACGACUGCCUGCAACAGUCGGGUGAUGCGAAUAUUUGAAGCACGGAGAAGUAAUCGAAACGAGGAUGCUCCACAAGAAGAGCAGGUACCGACAGACAGACUUUCGCUCAACGAAGGAUUCACAACUAGAUGCAGCCAAACCACAGACGGAUUGUCAAAAGUCUGUUACAAUUACGUCGAGCACGGAUCGAUCCAAAAAUCAUAGUGGUGUACUGAGUGAUUUACGGCAUCCAAACAAAAAAGUCACAAGAAGGUACGCUAAUGAAGAAGCCGGUGACCGUUGCCACGUAAAAAUUUUGUAUCUCUAUGUAGAAGAGUCGGGACACUUUGGAUCAAAACGACAUCACCAACAGAAAGCCUGGAUGUGGAAUCACAUUCGACAUCAAAUACUGUCCAGCUUCAGACGACAUCCUGCGGUACAGGAAUCCUAUGCAAAGUAUGAAGAGCUGGUUGUCGAUGGUGUGUUGACACCGGGAGCAGCUGCAGACAAGUUACUUGCAUGCUUUCUGGAUGACAGACGAGCAAAUGAGAGUGAAGCCAAGAAAUAGUGAAAUCCCAGUCUUGUCUAAUGUUUAGACACAUGGACACGUAUCUGCGUAUAUUUUGAAUAAUUUCAAUAAAAUCACC